AAUAGAAGUAAUAAUUACGUAUAUUAAUAUAAAUUGCAAGUACUAAUCAAUAAAUUAUAUAUUUCGUGCGUUUUUCUGCUAGCGGGUUUUUCGCAAUCUGUUUUGAAAUAAAUUCACUGUGUUUGCACCGUCUGAUUCAUCUAGUUGCUUUAUCAAACUCUGAUAAAGCGUAAUGUAAUACGAUAAGUUAUAUAAAGCACAGUCUCAUCAUUUAGUGUAGUAGAUUGAAAUUGGUUCAUUCACUUCAUGAUAUCGUUCUUUCUUUCUAUUUACAUAAAUAGACAAUAACUUAAUAUAUAAGAUAAGUAAAUUAUAUCAAUCGACGUUUUUAUAAUACCGGAAGAAAAUAUGAGCCAGAAUAAAAAGUGUGCCACAUUAAGUGAAGUGAACAAUGAAUUCACGGAAGACGUGCUAAUAAAUAUUCUUUCUAAAGUAUGCAAUGGGAAAGAAGUGCAACUGACAGAUUGGAGUUUCAACGAGGGAUCUGCUAAAGGCGACAAUUAUUUGUCAAAUGUCUACAAGGGCAAAGUCUAUGGCACUAUCGACGGCAAUCCAAAGCAGUACGUGCAAGCGAAUGUUGUCGUGAAGUCAAUGCCAAAAAAUCCAGGAACGAGAAAGACUCUCAGAUGUGCAGACUUCUUCAGUAACGAAAUCGCUUUUUAUACACAGAUCGCCAACAGAUUUGAAAACUUUCUAGCAGAAAAAGGACAAAGUGAUCUAUUACGCAUACCACGUCAUAUAAUCUCCUCCGCAGAUGACGAAAACGGUUUUCUAGUCUUGGAAGAUGCCUCUUGUUUAGGAUUUCACGCUAUAUCGCGACAGAACUGCCUAGACUGGCCAGAAUGUUCAGCUGUGCUGGAGACGUUGUCUAAAUUUCACGCGAUCUCAUUCGCGUACAAAGAUCAAAGGAAGGAAGAGUUUGCAAAAAUGACAGAUUCUUUAACGGAAACUUUCUUCGGUCGUGAAAACUGGGAUUGGUACAAAGGGUAUCAUGAAAAGGUGCAAGUUGUAGUUAAACACGCGUUAGCUACCGAAUAUCCCGAUAGCAAAGCUGAGAAACAAUACAAUUCCUACGGACUCGGCGCUCUCUUCGACAAAUGCACAGAAUUGUGUAAGAGAAGAGACGCUCCCACAUCUGUCGUAGUCGAGGGUGACUGUUGGGCUCCGAACUUUCUAAUCCGCGACGUCGGGCAAAAUCAAAAGCAGACAAUAAUGCUCGACUUUCAGCUCGCACGUUGCGCGAGUCCCGUCACGGACUUAUCGUUCCUAAUUUAUGCUUGCACCUUGAAGUCAUUUCGCGAUCAAUAUUUCGACGAGAUGUUAAAAGUGUAUCACUCCGAGUUGAGCAAUGCUAUUAAAUCGCUCGGGUCUGAUCCAGAGAAACUUUACCCAUGGGAUUUAUUUAUGAAAGAGGUGAAAGAGCAGUUUGUGUUCGGUGUGUUUACUUCGCUCGAAGCUAUUCCACUGUGCCAGUUGAACGUAUCCGAAUCAUUCACCAUAGAUACCGCUGUUAAGGGCGACGAGGCAAUAGACAUAGGUGACGCGGUAGACCUUCCCUGCAAUGAAACAGCAAGCGGAAGACAAAGAUUAGCGGAUGUGAUAGUUCACGCCGUUGAAAAAGGAUACAUGUGAUGCGAAAAAGCUUUGCUACUUAUUAAGAUCCGCUGCAAAAUAUAAUUUAAACUAAGAAACGUAUUCGACAUGUCGAUAUAAUUUCUCCUGCGACACUUGUAACAGAAACAAUAUAUACAAUCCAAACAGAUGAAACAUUUUUAAUCCCGCCUUGUACCAGGGUGCCUCUUAAACAUCAAUUAUUCUUCUGAUAAAAAGUAUAUAAUUUUUUAAAAUA
Molecule: messenger RNA, 1849 nt
Organism: Temnothorax curvispinosus
Lineage: Eukaryota; Metazoa; Arthropoda; Insecta; Hymenoptera; Formicidae
Exons: 4
Coding region: 349-1632 (427 amino acids)
Source: RefSeq, a predicted model, not a curated record